Molecule: messenger RNA, 2289 nt
Organism: Panonychus citri (citrus red mite)
Lineage: Eukaryota; Metazoa; Arthropoda; Arachnida; Trombidiformes; Tetranychidae
Gene: eIF5
Product: eukaryotic translation initiation factor 5-like
Exons: 2
Coding region: 705-2060 (451 amino acids)
Biological process (GO): formation of translation preinitiation complex; formation of cytoplasmic translation initiation complex; translational initiation
Cellular component (GO): cytosol
Molecular function (GO): GDP-dissociation inhibitor activity; translation initiation factor activity; eukaryotic initiation factor eIF2 binding
Source: RefSeq, a predicted model, not a curated record
UUGUUCAUUUAUACGACAGACUGUAUUUGUCUUUAACAGUUAAUUCCUGAUUGUUAAUCAAAUUUGAUUUAAUUCUCUAUUCUCUGCAUCCACCCUUACUUUUCUCUCUCUCGAUCAUCUCUUGACUCUCUCUCUCUCACUCAUCUUUUCUCUCUCAUUCUCUCACUUAAUCUCUUCGCUCUCUUACCUGUUCAACUGUCCCUUUUAGUGCUCUAAUUAUUUAAAGUGUGAAAGUGUGAGCUUUAGAUGAUUAUCCUUUGCUCUCCUGUUAAUCCUAUUGUUAAUUUUAAAAAUCCUUUAACUCCUCUGUGUAACCAUAAAGUAACUAUAGUUACUACUAAAUUUCUAGUUCCUUUUUAUCUCCUGACUUUGUAUAGGGGAAGUAGUUACUUUGGUUACUCUUGAAAAAGCUUUAAAAACACUCUGUGUGUGUAUGUGUUUUCUUGUAAGUGUGGUAAGGAAAUGUAAAAGAAAAAAAAUCUAUUUGAACUUAACUUGCUGUACAAGUAGCUAUUUCCAGAUUUAACUUGGUUACAUGAUCCUGGUAAACCGUGUGGACCUUAUCUGAUUUUCACUUUUGCCUUGAAAGGAGAAACAAUCAUUUAAUCAACCAUUAUUAUUUUCACAUUGUUUUCUGACCUCCUCCCCCCAUCAAUCACAGUGACCCUCUUCAAACCUUACUACCAACUAAAGGUGAUGAAGCCAUGGCGUGUGUCAAUGUCAACCGUAGUCUCUCGGAUCAAUUCUACCGAUACAAAAUGCCUAAACUUUUGGCCAAAGUUGAGGGAAAAGGUAAUGGAAUCAAAACGGUUAUUGUCAACAUGGUCGACAUUGCCAAGUCUCUCAAUCGACCACCUAUGUACCCAACUAAAUACUUCGGCUGUGUUCUUGGUGCCCAAGUGAAUUAUGAUCCAAAGAACGAGCGUUACAUUGUUAAUGGCUCACAUGAAUCAAGCAAAUUGCAAGACCUUUUGGAUGGAUUUAUUCAAAAGUACGUUUUAUGUCCGUCAUGCCACAAUCCUGAGACUGUUCUUGGUGUUCUCACCAAGAAGAACACUAUUACCACCUCCUGUAAAGCUUGUGGUUAUAGUGGCCAUCUGAACAAUAAAGAUAAACUGACGACGUAUAUUCUGAAAAAUCCUCCCACGGCUGCAUCUGGUAACGGAGUCAGUGGUAAAGAGAGUAAGAAGAGUAAAAAAAGUAAAAAGGAAGAGAAAAAUGAUAAAAAACAUUCUCACGGAGAUUCACCUGGUGCUGCUGGUGAUUCUGAUGAAAAAGAUGAUGGAUUCGAAAAUUCUGGAAAUGGUAAUGAUGACGAUGAUGAUGAAACGUGGGGUGAGAACACCGAUCCUGAUGCCGUUGCUAAGCGAAUGAGUGAACUUACUUUGGGUGCCAAAAACCUAAUGAUGAAUGAAGAUUUAGAGAAAUCGCCCAAGGAACGAUUAGAUAUGUUCCUUGACUAUGUCAAGAUCAAAAAGGGCGAAUAUAACUGUGUAUUUGAUGCAAAUGCACAAAAGGAUAUUUUAGCUGAAGCUGAAAGACUCGAUAUCCGAGACAAGGCUGUUCUGGUUCUCUGUGAGUUGCUCUUCGAUGAAGAUUUUCUUCAACAAAUCAAAACGCAUCGAAUGCUUUUCCUACGUUUUACUGCUGGAAAUGUCAAAGCUCAAAGAUACUUAUUGCGGGGAUUUGAACAGGUUGUUCAACGCUCUAAAGCUGAAUUGCUACCCAAAGUAUCACGCAUCCUGAAAGCAUUUUAUGAUACUGAUAUUCUUGAUGAAAAGGUUAUCAUCGAUUGGGGCUUUAAGGCUUCUAAAAAGAUUGUUGGUGAAAAAUUAGCUAAAGAAAUUCACGAAAAGGCUCAACUAUUCUUGACUUGGUUGAAAGAAGCGGAGGAAGAGGAAAGUGAACCCGAUGAGGAAGAAGCCGAAAUUGAGGUUGUCUACGACGAUCGAGUUCGAGGCGGUGAAGUCCAAGUUGAGGUGGAGAAAUCUAAGCCUCCCGUUUUCGCAGUUGCAAAAGCCAUCAAAGAAGACAUUGAUAUCGAUAUUGAUGCAAUUUAAUUUGAAAAAUCUAAACCAACUAUCAAUUUAUCUCUUCUCCUCCUUUUUUCUUCUUCCAAUUGAAAUACGUUUUGUUUUCGUCAUCCUCUUUUCCCUAUUACCCUCCUUCUUUUGUCCUCUUUCUUUUUCUCUUAUCCCUUUCUGGCAACAUCUCGCAAUCAUGAUUCUUAUUAUUUCUACGCUUUAUAAUGUUUCGGAUUAAUCAACUAAAAAACAGUUACCACUCUUA